Molecule: messenger RNA, 4263 nt
Organism: Neomonachus schauinslandi (Hawaiian monk seal)
Lineage: Eukaryota; Metazoa; Chordata; Mammalia; Carnivora; Phocidae
Gene: SIKE1
Product: suppressor of IKBKE 1
Exons: 5
Coding region: 55-690 (211 amino acids)
Source: RefSeq, a predicted model, not a curated record
UUCAGGGAAGAUUCGGGUAGGUGAGCAGGGCAGGGGCUGUGGUCCUGGGCCACUAUGAGCUGCACCAUCGAGAAGAUCCUGACAGAUGCCAAGACGCUGCUGGAACGGCUGCGGGAGCACGACGCGGCCGCAGAGUCGCUAGUGGAUCAGUCCGCCGCGCUGCACCGGCGAGUGGCAGCUAUGCGGGAGGCGGGGACGGCGCUUCCGGACCAGGUCGGGCAGAGGUAUCAAGAGGAUGCAUCCGAUAUAAAGGACAUGUCCAAAUUCAAACCUCACAUUCUGCUGUCCCAAGAGAAUACACAGAUUAGAGACUUGCAGCAGGAAAACAGAGAGCUAUGGGUUUCCUUGGAGGAACACCAGGAUGCUUUGGAACUCAUCAUGAGCAAGUACCGGAAGCAGAUGUUACAAUUAAUGGUUGCUAAAAAGGCCGUGGAUGCUGAACCAGUCCUGAAAGCUCACCAGUCUCACUCUGCAGAAAUUGAGAGUCAGAUUGACAGAAUCUGUGAAAUGGGAGAAGUGAUGAGGAAAGCAGUUCAGGUGGAUGAUGACCAAUUUUGUAAAAUUCAGGAAAAACUAGCCCAAUUAGAGCUUGAAAAUAAGGAACUUCGAGAAUUAUUGUCCAUCAGCAGUGAGUCUCUUCAGGUCAGGAAGGAAAACUCAAUGGCCACUGCUUCCCAAGCCAUCAAAUAACUCAACUUCUGAAUGACAGCUGGAGAUUGUUUAUCAAGGAAGGAAGUUAUUAUCUUUCGAGUAUUGUCCAUUUAGUGUCUUGCCUCAGACUUGAUUUAGUGUUGAUUAAAGGUAUCAGGUGGCAGUUUAGAAUUCGCAGUCAAAUUGACUGUCCACAAAACGGUUUUUGGGUAUGUUCGUGAAAAUACACACUGAGUUUCACCAUUCCUUUCUCUAAGAGACUACUUUUAAUUUUCAGUUCUGGGACCUCAAUUUAUAUAAACCGUUAUCGGUUCCUUUUUGUUUCUUCACAUCUCUCAAACUUAGAUCCUUUUAUUAUAAGCCAGCAAUUUUAUUUUAUAUAGGAUUAUAAAUUACAAUUCUAAAAAAUUUUUAAGAGAUUAGCUUUUUAAAUGUAUUUGGUAUAAACCUAGAUUUUUUUUUCCAUUUGAGAAAAGUAAUACAAUUCCACACAACUAGAUUGGCAGAUUCUCUGAUUUGUACAUUCACCUCCUUUGAAGUUUUAAGUCUCUCUGGUGCUAAGAGUUGGCACUUUAUGACCUGGUGUCUUUAUUCUUAAUUUGAGAGAACCUACUGCUAGUCCCCAAGAAACAUACUUGAAAAUAAGUAAAAGUAGAGUCAUCAUAUUGUUCAAAGAAUCCAGAGAAAUUUGUCCUGUGUGUGUACACAUACACAUGUACUCUUAGUUCAAAUGCUGAAAGUAGCUGUUACUCUAUUAGAUAUUAGUAGUCAAUUUUUCAAUAUUGUCCUCCUUGGAAAACUUCAACUUGGGUGGUUUACUCAGUUGAAGAGCAUAUAAUGGGUUUAUUCACAUCAUAGUUUUUAGGUACUACAUUCUGUUUAAUUUAUAUAUAACUUGUAUUUUAUAGUUAAGAACCAUCACUUACUUGGAUGUCUUUCAUUACUAGUACUGAUAGUUGGCUUUCUUUUUAGAUCCAUUUUUCAUGAGGAAGCAAAGUUUUAUCACCUAAUGAGAGUUAUCACAUUCGUUGUGCUGUGUAGACAACAAAGCAGUGUUGAGAUUCAAAUGCUGAGCGGUAAACUAGCUCACUCAUCAAUUCACUUGCCUAUCUCAGUUUAGUCACAUGCCAGAUUUACAAAUUACUUCAUGUUAUACUAUCAAUUUAGGUUUGCCCAAAAAUAAUUGAAAUAAUGAAUCCUAAACCUGUCCAUACUUUUCCAGUAGCACUAAGCACCAUACUGCACAGGAGAGACGCAGUAUUAAAAAGAGUUUGUUGUUAGUGCUUUUGUGUGAUGUAAAAUUUCUUUUGUACUGCCAUAAAGAAGUAACUCCAGUUAAAACUAUAAAACCUCACUAAGAUAUCCUGAAAGCAUCUGAUCCCACUAAUACUGAAAGGACUUGGCCUAUAGUGGUGGUCUUUAAUGAUUAGGUAUAUGUCAUUUAAGAAACUCAAAUUUCUAUUCGAAGUCCUGCAUAGAAUUUGAAAAAUACUUCCACCCCCACUGUAGGCAUUUUUAUCUUGUUUCCCAACAGUAAGUAAAACUUAAGUCCAGCCAUUUGGCUUGAGGUAUAUGCCCUAAGUGCCACUGUGUGUCCCACGGUUCCACUCAGGAAGCAGGUACCCCUACAUGAUAUGUCAGCUGCCAUGGCCAGUUUUCAGUAAAAAUGAUAAAGUCAUCAAAUGGCCCAUUAAAGUAUAACAUGGUGUCUCUUUAUCUACCUUAUGUUCCUUUAAAGUUGUUUAUAAAGUUGUUCACAUCUCAGAUAUCAGGAUAAAUUUAUGUUAACUUUUCCCCCUGGCAAAUCAAAAGCUUGAAGUUUGAGUGAAAGAGCUCUCAGUGCCCUACAAAAUGUAAAUUCUGGCUGGUGUUAAUACAAAUACAUCAUUUCUAAUAAAAACAUUUUAAGAGUAAUAGUUAAUUUUACUCAGUAAUGAAUCUACUUAUUAGAAAAUACAAAGGUUUAUUUUUCACAUAUAUAGCAACCUGUCAAGUAGGGCUUUUCAUAAGUAUUUUGUAAUUAGCAUAAGGUGGUCAGCAGUAUAACUCUACAAAUAGCUGUUUCUAAAAUGGUGAGAUUUCCUCAUGAUUAAAAAUCAAAAUUAUACAAUUACAAAUCAUAUUAUAAAAUUAAAACUGAGUUUGGAAGUACCUUGAAAAAUGCUUAAAGAUUAUCCACUUUUACCUUAAUAAUACCUUACCUUUUACCUUGACUUAUAGUAAUACAUUAUGCAUAAUUUGAUUCAAACAUUGAAGGUCUAUUUCAGUGUUCCCCAAAAUGGUUUGCUGACAACUGAAAUAGAAAUUAGGGAAUGGGAUCUAGGAAUUUGUAUUUUAAUAAUUGUCCCAAAUAACUUCUAAGGAUACUAGUUUGAGAAUGUCUAAUCUAUGUACCAGACACUUCAUUCAGGAUUAUGAAUAGAAAAAAGGUGGGGGAAAGGCCUUGACACUUUUUGAAGAAAAAUUUGGUAGAGAAGACAGAUAUACAUAUAAUUACAGUGCAGUGAUACAUCCAAUAUGAGGAUGUAUAGGAUACAGAGGAGGGGCUAUAUGGAGGAGAAAGCUUGGUGCUUUCUAGUUAUCGUAUAAUCUCCAUUUUAACUAUACCUCAUUUUACACAUACUCAGGCACAAGGAGAUUAUGCUAUAUGUCUAAACUAGAACAAAGAUUCCAACCCAGAGAGACUCUUAAACAUAUUCUUAACCACUAAGUUAAGAUGCCUUUAAACGCCAAAUACUGGUUGGCGUUCAAGUGGUUCUUGAUUAGCAAAAUCUAUUUUUAGUAAUAGUGCACAAGAAAUAACCACAGCCCAUAUACUAGAAAAUAUGAAUUCAAUAAAUGCAGUCAUAACUAAUGAGACAUAUUUGUCAUCUCUUUCUAGAAUGAUGUAACUGAGAGCUUGUAUACACACAACUGACAUGGACAGUGUUUAAUUAGUGGUCUUACCUGUGUACGGAAAAGUGCAGUUCUGUCUUUCAAAUCUGCCUCCUUAGUGUGUGGCUUUUCAUCCUUCAUGUUCUUUUGGUUACAAAAAGGUUGGCGCUGUAUCAGAUGUCUUAGCCAUAUUGAAGGCAGGAAAAAAAGGGAAACGGCCUAUGCCAACUGUGUGUAUACUCUUAUGAUAAAAAGCAAAGCUUUCCCAGAAAUUCCAGACAGAUUUCCCUGUCUUACUUGCCUACCUCUUUAAAUGGUUACUUCUAUUUGCAAAAGCUGGGUACAUAGUUGCCUCAAUCAGUAUUCAAGGAGGAAAGAGUAUUGAGAAAGCAAUUAAUGAUGUCUGACAAGUCCUUUUAUGUUGAAUAGUUUUUAACAAAUGAAAGCAUUAGCUGACAGUGUUGGUGUUGGGUAGCCAAGAGAAUGGGCUAUGGCAGACAACUGUCAUUUCUUUUCUGGCUGCCCAAUAUCCUUAUUCCUAUCCUGUUUAGGGAAUCCCUCAUCUAAUGAGGCAAAGCCUUCCUCCUAAGAAAUUUGAAAGUGUCAGAUAAAUGUUUUCCCGGCCUCUUUUGCAGCUAAGGAAGAUGCAUCCACCUCAAACUUUAAAGUUAGGCAAAGAAGCAGGAAACUGUACAGAAUUCUUUGAGCAAAGGCCUAUAACACUGGCUACUAUAUGCA